AUGGAAGCUCGAUGGAAUUUUGUCUUACUGCUGCUCGGUCUGCUGCAGCUCACGGCUGGCAAGCCCAUGGGCAACGUAAUAGAUUUGGAUGCCUAUUUCGAGAGUGCGGAUAGCAGCUCGCAGGAGCGCGUGGUGGGCGGCUAUGAUGUGCCCGACGAUGAGUAUGUGCCCUACCAGGUGUCCAUGCAGUUUUUAACGCGCAGCGGCAAAAUGCGGCACUUUUGCGGUGGCUCCCUAAUAGCGCCCAACCGGGUGCUCACCGCGGCGCACUGCGUCAAUGGGCAGAAUGCGAGCCGGAUCAGCGUGGUUGCGGGCAUACGUGAUCUGAAUGACAACAGCGGCUAUCGCGCCCAGGUGCAGUCGUACGAGAUGAACGAGCACUACGAGGAGCUGGUGACCAGCGAUAUAGCUAUUCUGAAGAUCGAUCCACCCUUCGAGUUGGAUGGCAAACGCGUGGGCACCAUCGAUGUGAGCAGCAAUGAGCUGGUUGGAGCUGAUCAGGAAGUGCUGCUAACCGGUUGGGGCUCUGUGUUUCACUUUGGCACCGGACCCUUUGCCAAAUACCCCACAAUACUGCAGAAACUCUCCUACAAGACGCUCGACAAUGCCAAGUGUAAGCAUACGAUGACUCAGCUGACGGAUACGGAGAUAUGCGCGCUGGAACGGUUUGGCAAGGGCGCCUGCAAUGGCGAUUCGGGCGGUCCUUUGGUCAUGGCCAACGGCGAAUCGCUGAAGCAGGUGGGCGUCGUCUCAUAUGGCACUGCCUUCUGCGCCUCCAAUAGUCCCGAUGUUUACACUCGCGUCUCCAUGUUUGAUAAUUGGAUUAAAGAGCGCAUGGCCUAGGCGGAAUAGGCAUAG
Molecule: messenger RNA, 858 nt
Organism: Drosophila montana
Lineage: Eukaryota; Metazoa; Arthropoda; Insecta; Diptera; Drosophilidae
Product: chymotrypsin-1
Exons: 3
Coding region: 1-843 (280 amino acids)
Biological process (GO): proteolysis
Molecular function (GO): serine-type endopeptidase activity
Source: RefSeq, a predicted model, not a curated record